AUGGGAAAAAGAACAAAAUGGGAAUAUCGUUACUUAAAAACAAACAGAGGGGUAUACAUAGGAGGCAUAAAAAAUAAAAAAAAAAACGGAUGGGGAAUAGCAAUUAACAAUAAUGGAAACAAAUACGAGGGGCUGUUCCAGAACGACCAGAAACAUUUGGUUGGGUCGGAGCUUCUCUGCUGCUUGUACAGCCAUAGCUACAAACAGAAAAAAGAAAAUGUUGAACAAAAUAGCGAAGACGAAUUUGCACAAGGAAAUGUCUGCCUUCAUGAUAAUAGGUAUAUAUACAUAGGGGGGUACAAAGAAGGGAAAAGACAUGGGAAUGGAAUCUUAAUUGACUACAACACGUAUGCUAUGUACAGCUGCAUAUUUCUGAGGAACGAAAUAAUAUAUAAAGAUAUUUUAUUUUCCACGGUUAAUAAUUUUCCGCCCAAAUGUGACAAGUACAGAUUGACUGCGCCUUUUCAGGAGAAAGGAAGGGACAAGAAGGGGGGGACGCACAAAGCGCGUCCGCGCAGAAGAGAUAGGAUCAAAAUGGAGGGAGCAGCCAAGGGGAGCGAAUAUGACUAUAACGCAACAGAUGAAGGCUCCCUUGACGGAGGCGCCGAUGAAGAAGAAAGUCCCUCCAGUGGCAAUUCCGAGGAAACUGGAAAGAGCAAAAGAGAGCGAGACGUGCAUUCCUUCAUAGAGAACCAGUACAAGUACAACAUUUUCAGCUACGUCCACUUUUACCAACAGUUAGUGAAAAAAAUAAAGAGGGAAAAUUCGAGAGAGCUCUUUGCCCAUUCUACACAUAAAAGGGAAGUACACAUUGGGGAGAGUAAAUGGGAGAAGUUCCCAAAAAGUACGUUAAAAAGUGGGCAGGAGAAAAAAGACAGGAACAAGUUCUGCCCUAAUGGUAGGAAGAGCAAACUCCCAGGUGGCACGUCUGCACAGAAUGGUCCAAUUGACGAACCACAUAGUCAGAAUCGCGAAAAGGAACAAACUGAUAAUUUUCACAUUAAAAAAAUUCACAACAAAUUUGAACAUUUGGAAAUGGAGAAGAUGCUGGUGGAACCUCUUGGCAAAAACAAAUGGGUAAAUGAUAUUUCCAAUGAGGGGACCACGCGUGAUACAGAGAAAGGUAGGUUAGAGACAUAUGAGGGAAGUGCAACUCGUGAUGGUAGUGGAUGCAGCAAUAACUUGGCGCAUGUUAAUGGCGGAGGAGUUAUUCACGAAACGGAUUUGCUUGAAAAGAGGGAGGAACUUCCCAAUAAUGAGGAUCGUACCAUAUGUAAUGGUGCAAUUUUGAUGAGCACACUGGGUGAUAAGUUACGGGACCCGGCCACUGCGGAAGAUGGCAUUUGCGUGAUAGGGAAGGAAAACGUCGGUGGUAUUGCCUCUGAGGGCAAACUCGCUAACGGCGGGGUCAGCCAGCAGAGUAUGGAAACUCCCACCGUGGUGAGCAACAUGGAAAGCGAUGAUUCCGUAGGAGAGGGUGGGGACGGGAAUUGCUCUCACGCACCUUGUGUUGCCGUCACCCAGUUAAGAAGUGAGACGAUGGGGCAACCCAUCGGGGAGGAGCUCAGCACAAGCGGAGGUAGUAAUGGCAUCAAUGGCAACAGUGGUGACGCGUUCCUGAGGGAAAAGACCAACACCGUGGGGGUAAAUAAUCACGGUUGUAAGGAUACUGUGAGAAGUGUAAGCAGCGUGAGGGAUGGCUCCGAUCGUAGGCAUUCUCUGAGAGGGAGUCAAGACAUGGAGACAACUGCACAUAACAGGAAGAAGGUUAAUCACAAAGUGGGCAAAGGUAAUAGUAACCCAUUUUUAAAACAAACAAGCGAUGAUGAUCAGCUGAGGAAAGAAAUAGAAAGUCUUCUUCCAAGAUGGUUAAGGAAGAAGAAAAAAAAAAGGUGUCUGUCAUGUGCACAGAACUGUGUAUACUGGGACGUAUUUGAAUUAAAUUUUUUUUUUUUUUUUGUCGGAGUUCCAAAAAAGGCGAUAGAAAUUUUUAUACGAAAUGAGAUGGAUGGGUAUUGCCUAAAAUAUAUGGAAGAGAAAUUAUUAAAACGCAUGGGCGUAGACGAUAGGGUAGUAAAAAAGUACGUUACACUGUGUGUGCAGUUUCUUUUACGACUGAGGGAAAAGUAUAAGUACAGAAAAAGGAGCAAUAAAUCAAAUGGGAACAUCCACGACGAUGCAUUCCUUCUGAGGAAGAACAAAUUACACUACCUAAAUUUAAUAGGCAGGGGGGGGUAUAGCAAUGUUUACAGAUGCAUAUACGGAGAUAAGUUAUUAACAUACAAUGAUGAUUAUUUUCGCAUGCAAUAUUCAGCUAACAAUAUAGCAUUAAAAAUAUGUAAUAAUGAGAAGUAUAGUUAUGAGUUUUGCACCGAAAUGGAUAUCUUGUCGACCUUAAGGCACCCUAACGUUUCCCUUUUUCUGGGUGCACUAAAAUCCCCCCAAGGAAUAGCCCUAGAAUAUAUAAACUGUGGAAGCAUAUUUGACCUAAUACAUAAGCGUAAAGUAAAAAUGAAAUUAAGAGACAUCCUUAAAAUGGGCAAAGAAAUUGCUGCCUUUAUGUGCUUCCUCCACCAUAAGGGUAUUCUACAUUGUGAUUUAAAAUCAUCAAAUAUUUUGCUCUCCAUGUCGGGGCAAGUUAAAAUCUGUGAUUUUGGAUUAUCUGUACAGAACUUUACUCAGAAGCCGAGGUUUCUUGGAAUUGUUGGUACCUACCAGUGGACAGCUCCAGAAAUUUUAAGAGGUGAAGGAUACACUCCACAGGCAGACGUAUAUUCCUUUGGAGUAAUCCUUUGGGAAAUGCUACAUAGACAGAUCCCCUUUCGGGAACUGAAACACCCCUUGGAUAUUAUUGCAUGCGUUGGCUAUGCUAGAAAGCAGCUUCCCAUCAGCAGAGCUAUUCCACCCCCCGUGAGGUACAUUCUGAAGAGGUGCCUGCAUAGAAAUAGGCACAAACGUAAGUCCUUUUUUUUUUGGUCCGAGUAUCUGGACACGUUUAGUGAGACGUGCAGAGCGGCGAGCGUGGAUCCUGCCCCCUAG
This is a messenger RNA of Plasmodium coatneyi, 3039 nucleotides long. Its product is annotated as TKL protein kinase. The record is from RefSeq and is a predicted model, not a curated record. Gene Ontology annotation, molecular function: ATP binding; protein kinase activity. NCBI's taxonomy places the organism in Eukaryota, Apicomplexa, Aconoidasida, Haemosporida, Plasmodiidae. The transcript has a single exon. The coding region runs from base 1 to 3039 and encodes 1012 amino acids. Gene Ontology annotation, biological process: protein phosphorylation.